Messenger RNA from Aspergillus pseudonomiae, 2640 nucleotides. Its product is annotated as GPI ethanolamine phosphate transferase 3. The transcript has a single exon. Gene Ontology annotation, molecular function: mannose-ethanolamine phosphotransferase activity. The coding region runs from base 1 to 2640 and encodes 879 amino acids. Gene Ontology annotation, cellular component: endoplasmic reticulum membrane. The record is from RefSeq and is a predicted model, not a curated record. Lineage: Eukaryota; Fungi; Ascomycota; Eurotiomycetes; Eurotiales; Aspergillaceae. Gene Ontology annotation, biological process: GPI anchor biosynthetic process.
AUGCCCCGAUCCUUCGACAAAGCUGUGAUUCUGGUUAUCGAUGCGCUACGAUACGACUUCACGGUGCCACCUACGCCACAGUUAUCCGGGGAAAACGUUCAUCAGCCUUUCCAUAAUGCUCUUACCAUACUACACGAGAAAGCAACGCAAGAACCCCAAAAUGCAGUUCUCUUUCCCUUCAUUGCGGAUCCGCCUACAACAACCUUGCAACGGCUGAAGGGUCUGAUGACAGGAACACUGCCAACAUUUAUCGAGGCUGGGGCUAAUUUUGCCGGUUCCGCAGUUUUAGAGGAUAAUCUCGUGACGCAACUACAUAAAGCAGGAAAAAGGCUGGUGCAUCUCGGGGACGAUACAUGGACAAAGCUGUUUCCGAAUCAUUUCUUACCCAAUCUAUCUCGAGCGUACGAUUCGUUCCUCGUUGCCGACCUCCACACGGUCGACAAGGGUGUGGAGGAACACCUUAUGCCUCUAAUCAACCAUCGUCAAGAUGAAUGGGACGUAAUUUUUGGCCACUUUUUAGGUGUCGAUCACGCUGGUCAUCGAUUCGGCCCCGCACACUCGGAAAUGACCAAUAAACUGAAGGAAAUGGACCGCGUCAUAGGAGAGGUUGUCAACUCUAUCGACGAAAACACGUUGCUUGUCGUGCUGGGUGAUCAUGGAAUGGAUGAACAUGGAAACCAUGGCGGCGAAACCGAGAAUGAGGUACAGGCGGCGUUGUGGAUGUAUACUCGGCGCAAGCAUUUCGGUCAUUUGCUGGUGCAUCCACAGGAGCCGGCCUCGUAUCUUAAAAAGUCUGCCGUUCAUCAAAUAGAUCUUGUUCCGACCUUUUCACUCCUUCUGGGAAUCCCCAUUCCCUUCAAUAGCCUGGGGAUUCCUAUUAAAGAGGCUUUCCUUGGAGCAGCUGGAGACGACUGGGAGCAACUGGUGCGUUCAUACAUUCUAUCGUUUGGACAGAUUGAACGAUUCCACCGAGAAUACUCGAUAAGGAAGGAGAAUACACGGCAUUCCCUAGAGUACAACCACACGAAUUUUCCUCAGAUUGUUCCCUGGCAAAAGCUUGAUUUUCAGGACAAAGAGUCUCUGAAGACCUUAUACCAGCAAUUAUGCGACUACCAAGGGAAGAUACUGGAGAAUUACAAACGCAUAUGGGCCCAGUUCAACAUGGCUCACAUGAUAGAGGGGUUGACAGUCUUGUCAUUUGGAGCUGUCGCACUGCUACUUCGUGUCUACGCUUGGGACCAAUGCAAUUCCAUCCCCAGCGCUUCUUCCAGUACAAUUAAAAUGGCGACUACAACGUCCAUAGCCGCUUAUUUAAUCCAUAUUGCUGUAGCAGAGCCAGAGAAACCGCGCAUGAUGGAUGGGCUGAUUCUGGGAGCUACGAUGAGUAGCCUCAUGCUAUUCACCUGUCGAUUUCAUCUAAUUAGGAUGAUCCAAGCACCCAUGAAACCUCAAAUGCCGGCCUUCUUGGACGCAUUGGCGAUUUUAUUUACUAUUCUGCUAUCUAUCGGAUUUGCGUCCAAUUCAUACACGGUAUGGGAAGAUCAGAUUGUACUAACAUUCCUCGCAACAUUUGGCAUAUGUACCAUUUCCAUGUCAUAUAGGACCUUCGACAGAAAAAAGAGUACGCUAGGGGCUCUUCUCUCCGUAUUAUUUAUGGUCCUGGUCAGGGUGGUCUCACUAAGUCGUUACUGUCGGGAAGAGCAACUUCCAUUUUGCGUGACGACUUACCAUCGCCUGGGUAAUGCCAUAGGCUGGAGAUUGCUCAUUCCGUAUCUGAUAGCCCUACUCAUUCCAAUGGCCACUCAAGUGGCCUUUGGUUCAGAUUUGAUAUCUCAAAACUUGGGGGUCUGGACGUGGUGUCACAUUGGUAUGCCCAUGGCUCUUGUCUUCAAUGCUGUUUAUUGGACCCUCGAUUCUGCCAAUAGAAAUGGUUGGCUUGAAGGUAGACACUUCAACAUCUUGUCUAAGGGGCCUCGCAUUUUCUUUUCGCAGUCCACUUUAGUCAUUGCAAUUGUUGGAAGUGGAAUGGCUCUCACUUCAAAAUGGACUACGGUCAUGACUCCUGUCCAAUAUAAUAUGAUCAUCACUACAUCCGUCUUGGUGAUCAGCAUUUUGGUGAGUGGUCCGAUGGGAGGUGGUUCCUUGUCCAUACUAUAUUUCCAGAUCCUGAGCCUACGCAAACUCCUCAAUCAGACUCGCAACUAUGCUAUCGGACCUUCAAUUGUUGCGCUUUUAGGGACCCUCCACUUCUUCAGCACUGGCCAUAAUGCAACCCUCUCCAGCAUCCAAUGGGAAGCUGCUUAUAUCCCAUCCCAGGACCUUCACUACCCUUGGUCCCCGUUGUUUGUGGCCCUAAACACCUUUGCUGGCCCAAUUGUAGCUGCAUUUUCGAUUCCGCUGAUCAUGGCACGAGAUGGACAGCCCCAGGGAAUUCAUCGUGUAGCCAAGUCACUCGAAAUCCAUGUUUUGGUCUACUCGGUAUGGGCAUUGUCAGCGGCAGUAUGGGGGACUAUCCUACGACGCCACCUAAUGCUCUUUGCUAUAUUCUGCCCUCGAUUCUUGAUGGCUGGUGCCUUACUGCUGGUCAUCGAUGUUAUCGCGAUAAUAAUUUCAUUGAUCACUGCUAUGAAUACUAAAUGA